Larimichthys crocea (large yellow croaker) is the source of this 2741-nucleotide messenger RNA. RefSeq names its product taste receptor type 1 member 1-like. The record is from RefSeq and is a predicted model, not a curated record. Gene Ontology annotation, cellular component: plasma membrane. Gene Ontology annotation, biological process: G protein-coupled receptor signaling pathway. Lineage: Eukaryota; Metazoa; Chordata; Actinopteri; Sciaenidae. Gene Ontology annotation, molecular function: G protein-coupled receptor activity. The coding region runs from base 166 to 2613 and encodes 815 amino acids. The transcript has 6 exons.
UUUUGCAUGCUGAUUUGUGUAUUCCCUCUUUCUUUCUAACUGUAUGGCUAUACUCCCAAAUUCAUGGAAAUGAAGCUUGAUCAUUAUCAGUGUCUCAUGACUUUCCAAAGGCAGAGGCAAAUUGCAUUAGAGUUCACAUCAUUUUGGUAAGCAGUUAGUACAACCAUGAAACAUCUUUUUGCCUCUCUUUGUCUCAUGGUAACCUUUCUACAUGCCUCGGCACAAUGCACUGUCCCAACCUCAGAGUUUCAGCUGGGAGGACAUUAUUUGAUAGGUGGACUUUUUGACAUUCAUAAUGCUAAUGGUCCUGCUGACAGACCGGAAUCGACUGACUGCACCAGUAAAAAGUUAAUUCGAUCAAGUUGUCAGAGGUUUCAGGUGAUGAGAUUCUCUGUAGAAGAAAUCAAUAACUCUACCAACCUCCUGCCAAAUGUGUGUCUUGGCUAUGAGAUAUUUGACCACUGCACAGAUCUACAGAGUUUCCCAGGAAUACUGAAACUUAUCUCAGUCAAUGGCUCGAUCCAACCUUGGGAUGAACCAUACAACAGUCUGUCUAAAUUGAUAGCAGUGGUCGGCACUUAUACAAGCCUUAAGACACGGACUGUAGCCCCACUCUUUAUGAUGAAUCACAUUCCUAUGAUCAGUUAUGGAGCUGCGAGCUCUAUCUUUUCAAGAAAACAGAAUUAUCCCUCUUUCUUACGAACAGUGAAAUCCAAUAAAGACGUCAUAGAAGUGAUUAUUAACAUUGUGCAGCACUUCAAAUGGCGCUGGGUUGCUUUCCUGAACAAUGAUGAUGAUUAUGGCAAUGAUGGACGGGACUUGUUCAUAAAGAUGAUUAAGGACACUGAAAUCUGCCUGGCAUACACCAAAGGCCUGCAUCAUGAUACCGAUUACUCCUCAAUAUUCAGACAAAUACGGGCACAAAAGAUAGGUGUCAUUAUUGUUUUUGCUGCUGAAUGGACUGCUGAAGAUCUCAUUAAGUCAGCAAUACGAGAUAAUAUCAAAAACAAGGUGUGGAUAGCAGAUGGAUGGUCCUUAAACAAAGAGCUCCGUGAGAAGGAAGGAAUCAAAAGUAUUGGAACUGUACUCGGAGUGUCUCACCGAGUAGUGACAAUACCUGGAUUCAGUGAUUUUAUCUAUUCUGCAAAAAGCCAAAAUUAUUCUGAAAAUGAAGGUCAGAAGUUUUGUAAUCAGAUUAGCAAUUGCAGUAAACUAAGCCCAGACGAUAUCCUUAAAGUGGACCCAUCAUUCUCUUUUCCUGUUUAUUCUGCUGUGUAUGCCAUCGCUCAUGCUUUACACAAAGUCUUGCAAUGUGAAACUGGCAGAUGUAAUUGCAAUAUCACAGUGUACCCACACAUGGUUUUGGAAGAGCUGAAGAAAUCAAACCUCACCCUUCUAAACCAAAGUAUUGAGUUUGAUGAGAAUGGUGACCCCAAGCACGGAUCGCAUUCUAUAGUUUUCUGGAACGACAAUGGCGAUGCAGAGGAGGUCGGCUAUUAUAAUUUUCAUUCAUCGCGUCCUCUCUUCAUCAACACUAGCAAAAUUCAGUGGUUCACAAAGAAAGUGCCUAUUUCACUGUGUUCCAAAAAAUGCCGUAAAGGAUAUAAAAAAAAGUAUCACGGAAUCCACAAAUGCUGCUUCAAUUGUGAAAUCUGUCCAAAUGGAACUUAUGUCAACAGCAAAGAGGAUCCCUACAAAUGCAUCCCCUGUAAGGACACAGAAUGGUCUGCAGAAGGAAGUACAUCAUGCAGUCUGCGAGUGGUGGAGUACAUCCCAUUCACAGACAGUGGGGCUAUCCUGAUCAUGGCUGGGACCUGGGUCUUGGUGGGUCUCACACUAGCCAUGUCUGUUCUCUUUGCCAUCAACUACAACACACCUGUUGUCAGAUCUGCUGGGGGACCAAUGUGCUUCCUAAUUUUAGGCUGCCUCAGUCUGUCUAGUCUUAGUGUGUUCUUUUACUUUGGUACUCCAACAAUUUCCUUUUGUAUUUUAAGGUUCUUACCAUUCAUUUUGUUCUACACUGUUUGUCUGGCAUGUUUUGUUGUUCGUUCUUUUCAAAUUGUUUGCAUUUUUAAAAUAACUGCCAAGUUCCCCAAAGUCCACAGUUGGUGGAUGAAAUAUCAUGGACAAUGGCUGCUCAUCACUGUAGCAUUUGUAAUUCAGGCACUCUUACUUGUUAUCAACUAUUCUUGUGCCCCACCCAAGCCCUACAAUGAAACAGUUUGGUAUCCAGACAAAAUCAUACUUAGUUGUGACAUUCAUCUUAGAGAAUCCUCUGGUUCUGUUGUUUUACUUUUGUGUUUGUGCUGCCUUUGCUUUAUUUUCUCCUACAUGGGAAAAGACCUCCCAAAAAAUUACAAUGAGGCCAAAGCAAUAACCUUCUGCUUGUUCCUGCUGAUCCUCACCUGGAUCAUCUUUGCCACUGUAUAUGUACUUUACCAUGGCAAGUACAUCCAAACUCUUAAUGCUCUGGCAGUACUCUCUAGUCUCUACUCCUUUCUGUUGUUUUAUUUCCUCCCAAAAUGUUACAUUAUCAUUUUUCAACCCCACAAAAACACACAGCAGUACUUCCAAGGUCUCAUUCAGAAUUAUACCAAAACAAUUAGCCAGUAGUAGCUGCCAGUCAAUAUGUUACUCUAUACAGAAAUACAGACGUACUUAGGCUCUCUAAAUAUUUUCAAUUAAAAGAUAAUAAUUUGGCUUUUUCUUGUGGUCAAAUAAGUACAUACUUUAAAUCUUGU